Lactuca virosa is the source of this 630-nucleotide messenger RNA. Lineage: Eukaryota; Viridiplantae; Streptophyta; Magnoliopsida; Asterales; Asteraceae. The record is from the annotation of a GenBank genome assembly.
AUGGAAGAUCAUCGCCGGCAGAAGCCCAAUUCCACUGUCGAUAUAUUUACUUUUCCGGCGAUGCCACGGGACAUGGAAUCUGAGUCAGAGUUAGCCGAUCAGUUGUUCUCCAAUGGCAAACUCCUUCUUCACGCUUUCCCUGUGCAACCCACGAAUUGUAUCAUUCCAAGAUCCAUGAUUUUGAGUCGAACAAGCAGUAUCAGCAGCAAGGGUUCGUUGAUGUCUUCUCGGAGUAAUAGCACAAACAGUCGGAGCAGUAGCAGUAACAGCAGUUGCAGCAGUGCACGAACAAGCACUAGCGAAGGUUCUUCUCGGAGGAAAUUACAAACAAUCGAUCAAUCCAGAUCUGUUGCAAUCAAAACGACAAACACCGGGACUAGAUUUCCUAAAAAGGAUUGUCAAACUCGAUAUUACUGUAAUGGUUAUGGCAAUUCUCAGAGGUGGCAGUUUAUGGCGCCGGUACCGGUGUUGAACCGCCGGAAUUCUUUAAAGAAGAGGAAGGGGGGAAAGGGGAAGAGAGAUGGUGGCGUUAGGAAGGGUUUUUGCCGGAGGUUUUUUGGGUGGCUUGUGUCGACAUGCCAAGAGUGUCAUGCGAUUGAACCUUCUAAGAGAUUGAAAGUGAGUAUGUGA